Molecule: messenger RNA, 1551 nt
Organism: Cyprinodon tularosa
Lineage: Eukaryota; Metazoa; Chordata; Actinopteri; Cyprinodontiformes; Cyprinodontidae
Product: RNA/RNP complex-1-interacting phosphatase-like
Exons: 8
Coding region: 253-1203 (316 amino acids)
Biological process (GO): dephosphorylation
Molecular function (GO): protein tyrosine/serine/threonine phosphatase activity; polynucleotide 5'-phosphatase activity
Source: RefSeq, a predicted model, not a curated record
GUCAGUAAAAUGCGCCUGAAGUUGUUCUCGACUUUGCUCAGUUUUUAUUUUGUUUUCUAAAGCAGCGACAGACGGAAGAUAUUAUUGACUGAAGCGGCAGCGGGACAAACCGGCAGAGACGCAGAGGACAUGAGGAGUUUCAGGGAAAGGAGUCCGUGCUAAACGAAGCAGAAACCGGGUUCCUGCGGGUCUCCAUGUGGUCCAGUCCGAGUUGUUUAUGGUUUUUAUCUUUAUUCUACUGAAGUUGAGGACAUGUCCAGGAAGAUCCCGGACAGAUGGCAGGACUACAGCGCCGUGGGGAAGAGACUGAAAGGAACCCGCUUCAUCGCCUUCAAAGUGCCUCUGAAACAGGCUUUGACUAGGACACUGCCCUGCUCUGAGGCGUUUGGCCCCUGGGAGCUGCUGGACGCUGUGCAGAAGGACGACCAGGAGCUGGGGCUGAUCAUCGAUCUGACUUUCACCACACGUUACUACAACCUGCAGGACCUUCCACAGUCGCUGCUGUUUGUCAAGAUCUUCACGGCGGGACAUGAGGUUCCCAGCGACGCCACCAUCCUGAGCUUCAAGCGUGUCGUGCACCGCUUCCUCCGGGACAACGAGGACAAUGACAGGCUGAUCGGAGUCCACUGCACACACGGACUGAACCGCACAGGCUACCUGAUCUGCAGGUACCUGAUCGACGUGGACGGCAUGGAGCCAGCGGCGGCGGUGCAGCUGUUCAACUCAUCGCGGGGCCACGACAUCGAGAGGCCGAACUACCUGGAGGACCUGCACCAUGGUCCCAAGAGGAGUAACGAGGGCAUGGACGAGCCUGAUCUGGAGCCGCAGAGAGGCAGAGCCGUCCGUCGGCCCACUUCCACAGCAGACGGCGGAGCAGAGACGUGUGGGGGCCUCAGGGACCCCCGGUACCACAGGACUUAUCCCCCCAGAGGAUCAAACUAUCGCACUCACCCUUACCCCCCUCACCUUACCCACAUACCCCGCCCUCCCUUACUCGCCCACCCCCCUCCCCCUCUAUCAGCUCCCUACCAUCCGUACAGAUGGACUUCCCCUCAUCCAGGCGCUCAGUGGAGGAUGACUCCUCCCCCUUUACUUCCACGCUACUCCCCCCUUUGGACGCCGAAGCCUGAAGGGGAAGGACGAGCUGAGGACUGGAGCCGGCCCAGAACCAGACACCGAGCCAACGGCUAUGACGGAUAUUAGGCGCCAAACGGGUCGAUGUGCAGCCCGUUCUUUUAGGCUGUUCUAACCAAACUUUUAGGGUUUUAAAUCUGGUUCUAUUUCUGAUUUAUUUUUUUGUUUUUUUUUAUAAGAUUUUCUCACAGUUUCUUCUUGAUUUUACAAAUUUUAAAUGAGUUCUUUUAACUGAUCUUCCUCCCAGUUACAACUUCUUAUCUCACCACGGAGUUUCUAAUAUGAUAAAGAGAGAGAGGGAAGACAUGCAGAAGCAGGACGGUGGCACCAAGGUCUAAGUUUGAUUGACGGAAGAAAUACAUGACGUCACUUUAUUUCAAAACACCUGUGAGCAAAAUAGACACUCAAAUAUAUGUU